AUGUGGAGGAGAACGAUGGCGUCGGCAGGGGUGCUCCCUACCGCAUACUACUCGUCUGAUCCCUUCGACUUCAUUCUGGAGGAGUGCGGCAACAUCAGCGCCGCUCAGGCCGCCGUCCACCGCCGCUCCCGGUUUCUCCGCGAGGAGGAGGAGGACGACGCUCUCCCCGCCGACGCCCCGGGCCUAGCGGACCACGUCGUCUACCGGCUCUUUGGCUCGGAGUCGUUCCCCUGCCCGGACCCUUCCUCCUCCCGCCGCUGCUCCGAUGCUGCCGCGGCGGAGCUCGCGCUCAUCGGCUACUUCCUGCGCCUCGGCCCUCGGCGCCUCCACCUGCUCCUCCCGCGCCACCCGCCGCCGCAUGGGAAAGAGGGCGAGGGGCGUCGAACUGGGCCUUCUCCUUCCAGUGGCGGAAAGGGGAAGGCCUCGGCCUUGAAGAGGAAGCUCGAUUCUUCAUCUUUUCCUCCCCCUCCAUUCGUCUCCAUGGCCGACGACCGUGCAGUGAAGAAGAAGCCCCCCUAUGCACAACCAAAUGUUCCAGUCCGCACCGGCGACGAAUCUUCCUCUCAGGCGGCACGCCGGGUAUUCGCCGGCGACACAGGGCCUUCUCCCUCCGUCGAGAUCGAGAGGGGGCCCCGUGAAAGUAAAAAGGGCGCUGAGUCGACGGCGCUGGUCCCUGACUUGCCGGUGGAGAAGGCCGGGGGAAGCUUCCUCGCCUACGCCAUCAACGUGGAAACGCAUGAUCUGGGUGAGACUCGUGCCUCCGGGCCCCGUCCUCCGUGCUCGUCGGCGCUGGUCCAGCGAGCCCCGCCGUGCGCGGCGGGCGGUGACGCACUCUCCUUGGCGACGUUCGUCGACAUGCUGCUGAGAUUCUCGAAGAACAACCCCGGCCGGAUACUCGAGGACGUCGACCUGCUCGACGUGCUGGCGGCGAAGAGCGUAAGGCUGCCAGAUCCGGAAUGGUGGAGGCCCAGCGGCUAUGGCCCUUCCUCCUCCUCGUCCCCCCCAGGAGACGACCACAGAUAG
Molecule: messenger RNA, 1023 nt
Organism: Spirodela intermedia
Lineage: Eukaryota; Viridiplantae; Streptophyta; Magnoliopsida; Alismatales; Araceae
Source: the annotation of a GenBank genome assembly